CAGCUUAAAUCUUGGUGGCCAGGACAUUCUCCUGUAGUUGAAGCUAAAGGAGGUCUAUACUUGUAUCCUUGUGUCUUAUACACCCCCACGCCAUCAGCAGCCAGCCUGUGCAGUGUUGAAAGGUCCUAGCAGACACCGAACACGAGCGCUUAAUAAUACACCAGAGCCUACAAAUCAACGGAUAGAAAGCUAUUUAAAAGAAACGCUUUGUCAGCGUGCGCAUUGCUGUCCCGCAGACAUAUCCAUUCCGGCUGUCAAGUCACUGGCAGUCAGUCUGGAGCUGUGCUGAAUUUGGCUUCCUGGCGAUCCACUUGCUGAAUGCAAUUUUUCUCUCCAGCCUCGACUGCUUCUCUACACAGCACAAUCCCCAACCGUCCUGUGGUUCUACAAAUCAUGCCUAUCCUCCCUGCAGCCUUUCUCCUUUGGUAGUCCAUAGAGCGGAAAUCUCUUUAUCGCGCUCCCCGCAUCAAUUAAUGCCGUGCCUCCACCAUGUCUCCGCCGUCCGCCGCGGAUACAAAAAUUGACACCAUAGUCAUCGGCAAUGGGCCGUCGUCCAUGAUCUUGUCGUACAUCCUCCAUGGCAACAUUCCCUACUAUGCCCCCGACCCGCCGCAUCCCGAUCCGCUGCUGCAUGCCAAGCUGCGAGCGCCGUCGACCUGUCUAUUGCGGCCGGACCUCGAUACCCUGACGCAUCACUUCGCUGCGUCGCGUUUGUCAUACUCGACACAGGCUCUCCCCAUCAACGUGUUGCUGGACGCCCUGCUGCGACCGCAUGGCGAGACGGACGAUCUCGGAGACGUGACGAACAUUGAGUGGCGCUACAAGCCUCACCGCGCUGUCCCGCACUUGGUCCUAGGCAAUGCGUCGAGUCCAGGCGGUCUUUGGGCCGUAGAUGACCCUGUCCGCGUUAGCUGGGAUAUCGGAACACUGAGCUAUGCUGGCAUGCUCUCCUUACCCGGGUACACGUUUGCUGCGCACUAUCGCAAAACCAAGAAUGCAGAUCUAGCGCCUUUCACUCGUCCAAGCCGGAAGGAAUUGGCAGAGUACCUGCGCAUGUACCCCGUAGAGGCGGGGAUUAGCGAUUCCUUCUUGAAUAAUAUGCAGGUGGAUGGGAUAGAGCGUACUGCAGACGGCUUCUAUAUACGGUCUCAUCGUCUGAGAUGUAAACAUCUCGUACUGGCCACGGGUAUCUUUUCACAUCUCAUUCAACCACCGGCUCUUCUCGCGCCUCUAGCCACUCUUCAUAACGCGAAUUCGUCUAGGACACCAUUGCUAGUCAUUGGGUCAGGGUUUACCGCCGCAGAUGCUAUUAUAUCAGCACCGGUUGAUCAGCCAAUUUUACAUCUCUUCCGUUGGAGCCCCGACGAAAGACCUUCGCCGCUGCGAGCCUGCCAUCAACAGGCAUACCCAGAGUAUGCCGGGGUCUAUCGACUAAUGAAACGAGCUGCACUUGCUUCGAAUUCUGCGAAAAGACCCAAAGCCCGGCGACUAGUGUCGACAUCCUUUUUAGAGAGCCGAAAUUGGGACGAAGUCUACGAGGGUAUACCGAAUGCCGAAAUUGUCGACGUCCAGAUGAAAGAUGGCAAAGCAAUUGUGACAUUGUGUCUGACAGAUGGCACCACAAUUCAACGUCCUGUAUGUGGCCUGGUUUAUGGUGUAGGUCGAAGAGGGUCGCUUGGCUAUCUUGAUCCGGCCCUGCGUGCAGAGAUUCUUAGCGGUGUCGACAGCCCGGAUGAGAACAAAAUAUCGGCAAAAACCUUGCGCAACAAGGUCAUGGAAGACCUGGAAGUCGCUCCAGAUAUUUUCGUCAUAGGUAGCCUGACUGGUGACUCGCUUAUCCGGUUCGCGUUUGGGGGGUGUGUUUAUGCUGCCAGCACGUUGAUUAGAGACUUGGAUAGUAGCAGCGGAACGUGUACUCCCAAAAGACCCGCGGGUACGCCAACAGGGGGCCGCGGUGCGCUCAUGAAUGGGGUAGAUGGACAUGGCCAACGUGCACAGUAUGACGACCGGCCGCAGAAGCCACUGGUUUGUCCGUCCAAGAAUUCUGAAGAUAAAUCCCCUUGGCCUCGAAUCAGUCGCUGGUGGACUGCUCUUUGUAAUGCGCUUUUCAGCUGAUGCAUGAUAAUUGAUUCGUGGAUGUACAAUGAUACACAUAACAUACAUACAUACAUACAUAUACAUAUUUAGUCGCACAUUUGGUUAGUGCUGCGUUUAUUAGUAAGGGAAGAGGCGUCGAGGGCCAUGAACGUACCAUAUGCAGUGAAGCUACUACGUUGUAAAAUUGUUUGAAUAUUGCAUAAACAGUCGUGAUCCAUGAUACA
Messenger RNA from Talaromyces proteolyticus, 2321 nucleotides. RefSeq lists its product as uncharacterized. The record is from RefSeq and is a predicted model, not a curated record. The coding region runs from base 490 to 2115 and encodes 541 amino acids. The transcript has 2 exons. NCBI's taxonomy places the organism in Eukaryota, Fungi, Ascomycota, Eurotiomycetes, Eurotiales, Trichocomaceae.